This is a messenger RNA of Mesitornis unicolor (brown roatelo), 2782 nucleotides long. Its product is annotated as cytospin-A. Gene Ontology annotation, cellular component: microtubule organizing center; filamentous actin. The transcript is spliced from 9 exons. The record is from RefSeq and is a predicted model, not a curated record. The annotation marks the transcript as partial. Gene Ontology annotation, biological process: actin cytoskeleton organization. Lineage: Eukaryota; Metazoa; Chordata; Aves; Mesitornithiformes; Mesitornithidae.
UGUAAAUGCAUCAUAAACAGACAGCCCAGAAUGAAGAAAGCAAGCAGGAGUGUUGGCUCAGUGCCCAAAGUGCCUGGAGUAAAUAAAACUCAAACAACUGAAAAAGCCAAACCAGAAAACGGCUCCUCAGUGUCUGCAGUAACAAAACUCUCCAAAACAGAGACAUCAGCAUCUCUUUUGAAGACUAAGAGUAAUGAUGACCUCUUAGCAGGGAUGGCUGGUGGUGGUGGAGUGACAAUGACCAAUGGUGUCAAGGCAAAGAAGAGCACUUGUGUAUCAACAGCAUCUUCAGCUUCAGGGAUGACCAUGAACAGUCUGGAAAAUAAACCCAAAACUAUUGCAGGUACAAGUUCCACAACUAAGCGUAGCACUUCAUCUGGAAAUAAAGAGUCAAGCUCUUCUAGAGAAAGAAUACGUGAUCGUUCUCGUUUAAGCCAGAGCAAAAAGCUGCCUUUGGCUGGACAGGGGACCAGUGAUACGGUACUGGCAAAACGCUCCCGUAGUCGCACCAACCCAGAAUCAGAUAUUCGAAUGAGCAAGUCGAAAUCAGACAAUCAGAUCAGUGACAAAGCUGCGUUGGAGGCAAAGGUGAACGAUCUUUUGACAUUAGCAAAAACUAAAGAUGUGGAAAUCUUGCAUCUACGGAAUGAGCUAAGGGACAUGCGUGCUCAGCUAGGACUUAAUGAAGAUCAACUUGAGAGUGAUGAAAAAUCUGAAGAAAAAGAGGCCAUUGUUGUCCAUCAGCCAACUGAUGUAGAGUCCACGUUGCUACAGUUACAGGAACAAAACACUGCCAUCCGAGAAGAGCUCAACCAGCUGAAGAAUGAGAAUCGAAUGUUAAAAGACAGACUAAAUGCAUUAGGCUUUUCUUUGGAGCAAAGGCUGGACAACUCUGAAAAACUCUUUGGCUAUCAGUCUUUGAGUCCAGAGAUUACAGCUGGCAACCACAGUGAUGGUGGUGGUACUCUGACAUCGUCAGUGGAAGGUUCUGCCCCUGGGUCAAUGGAAGACUUGUUAAGCCAGGAUGAGAACACUUUGAUGGACAAUCAACAUAGUAAUUCUAUGGAUAAUUUAGACAGUGAGUGCAGUGAAGUUUAUCAGCCACUAACAUCAAGCGAUGAUGCUUUAGAUGCUCCAUCAUCUUCGGAGUCUGAAGGCGUACCUAGUAUAGAGAGAUCUAGGAAGGGAAGCAGUGGCAAUGCGAGUGAAGUGUCUGUAGCUUGUCUGACAGAACGGAUACAUCAAAUGGAAGAGAAUCAACACAGUACAGCUGAAGAGCUCCAAGCCACGCUUCAAGAGCUUGCAGAUUUGCAACAAAUAACACAAGAGCUAAACAGUGAGAAUGAAAGACUUGGGGAGGAAAAAGUCAUCCUUAUGGAAUCUCUGUGCCAGCAAAGCGACAAGUUAGAACACUUCAGCCGUCAGAUCGAGUAUUUUCGGUCCCUUUUAGAUGAACAUCAUAUUUCAUAUGUAAUCGAUGAAGAUAUGAAAAGCGGUCGCUACAUGGAGUUAGAGCAACGUUAUAUGGACCUUGCAGAGAAUGCUCGGUUUGAGCGAGAGCAGCUGUUAGGUGUUCAGCAGCACUUGAGCAACACUUUGAAGAUGGCAGAACAAGACAACAAGGAGGCCCAAGAAAUGAUAGGGGCAUUAAAAGAACGAAAUCACCACAUGGAACGGAUUAUCGAGUCAGAGCAGAAAAGCAAAACAGCGAUAGCAUCUACCUUAGAGGAGUACAAAGCCACAGUAGCCAGUGACCAAAUUGAGAUGAACAGGCUGAAAGCUCAGUUAGAGCAUGAAAAGCAGAAAGUGGCUGAGCUGUAUUCUAUACACAACUCUGGAGAUAAAUCAGAUAUACAAGAUUUACUGGAGAGCGUCAGGCUGGAUAAAGAAAAAGCAGAGACAUUGGCCAGUAGUCUGCAAGAAGAGCUGGCACACACUCGCAACGAUGCCAAUCGAUUGCAAGAUACCAUUGCCAAGGUUGAAGAUGAAUACAGAGUAUUUCAAGAAGAAGCCAAGAAACAAAUUGAGGAUCUCAAUGUGACUCUUGAAAAACUUCGGACAGAACUAGAUGAAAAAGAGACAGAGAGAAGUGACAUGAAAGAAACUAUCUUUGAGUUGGAGGAUGAAGUAGAGCAGCAUCGUGCUGUGAAGCUUCAUGACAACCUUAUCAUAUCUGAUUUGGAGAAUACAGUUAAAAAACUUCAGGACCAAAAGCAUGACAUGGAAAGAGAGAUAAAAAAUCUUCACAGGAGACUCCGGGAGGAGUCAGCAGAAUGGCGUCAGUUCCAAGCUGAUCUACAGACUGCAGUGGUUAUAGCAAAUGAUAUAAAGUCUGAGGCCCAGGAAGAGAUAGGAGACCUGAAACGUAGAUUACAUGAAGCUCAGGAGAAAAACGAGAAGCUCACUAAAGAGUUGGAGGAAAUAAAGUCACGCAAGCAGGAAGAGGAACGCGGGCGAGUGUACAAUUACAUGAAUGCUGUAGAGAGAGAUUUGGCUGCUCUGAGACAAGGAAUGGGCCUGAGUCGCAGAUCAUCCACCUCCUCAGAACCAACUCCUACUGUAAAAACACUCAUCAAGUCAUUUGACAGUGCCUCCCAAGUUCCAAGCCCUGCUGCUGCCACAAUUCCUCGCACUCCCCUGAGCCCAAGUCCCAUGAAAACUCCACCAGCUGCUGCUGUAUCCCCUAUGCAGAGACAUUCUAUAAGUGGACCAAUCUCAGCUUCAAAACCGCUUGCUACACUAACAGACAAAAGACCAAGCUACGCUGAAAUCCCAGUUCAAG